UGUGAGCCGGUAUGCGGACAGCAGAGGAGCACUUUACCUGCUGGGACCACAGGCUUGUAGUUUCAGGUUAAUAAAUUCUCUUUUAGAAAUGGCAGGAGCAAUCAUAGAGAACAUGAGCACUAAGAAACUGGUUAUCUUGGGAUUCUUUAUUCUUGUUUUCCAAGUUAUUUCCAUUUUGGUUGGAGCACUAAUUGCUCCCAGUCCUACCAGUGCCAUUCGCUACUUGGCUACCAAAUGCAUCAAUCACCACAGGGAACGCGGCUGGCUUGUACCGUGGGGACCAAAUCAGUGCCAGCAGAUCCACAGUUUCGAUGAGCCACUGGCAAAAACACUGGAUGCCAAUGACAUCGUGUUUGCUGUGCAUGUACCUCUUCCUAACAAGGAGAUGAGCCCCUGGUUCCAGUAUAUGCUGGCUGUUCUACAGUUUGACAUUGCUUUCAAAAUGAUCAAUCAGAUCGAAGAGGAUGUUAUCAUCACUAUUGAUGCUGGCCUGGCAUACAGGGAUGAUUUGAUAUCUGACUGGACCACUGAGUUUCGCUCGGUGGAGCAGAGGCCGCUCAGGUGCACAUUCCCAGUCCCUAAGUCCACGUUGUUGCAGACAUAUGAAAAUGAAGGCCGCUUUUAUCACUGUGACCCAAUACCAUUCAUGGAACUGGGAAGUGUGGCCCACAAGUAUUUUUUGAUUAACCUGCGCUUGCCAGUGAAUGACACAGUGAAUGUUGGCAUCGGAGAAAUAAAGGACAUCCAAAUAGUGGGCAUCCACCAGAAUGGAGGUUUCACUACAGUGUGGAUCAGCAUGAAGACUGUGUUCAGUCCCUGGAUAUUUGGGGCAACGGUUUGGUACUGGCACAGGCUCAGCCUCAUGGCAAGACCUCCAGUGCUUUUGGAAAGAGUGAUUUUUGCUCUGGGUAUCUCUAUGACGUUCCUGAACGUGCCGGUGGAGUGGCUGUCUCUGGGCUUUGAGUGGACGUGGAUCCUGCUGUUUGAAGAUGUCCAACAGGGCGCCUUCUACUCUGCACUCUUCUGUUUCUGGAUCAUCUUCUGUGGUGAACACCUCAUGGACCAAAGUCAGAGGAAUCAGCUCUCAGCAUACUGGUGGCAGGUUGGACUGGUGGUGUUUGGCUCAUCUGUUCUACUUAUAUUUGACCUGAGUGAAAGGGGGGUUCAUUUGACCAACCCUUUCUACAGUGUUUGGGCAUCAGAAACUGGGACGAGGGUGGCUAUUACCUUCAUUAUUGUGGCAGGGAUUUCUGUUUGUCUGUAUUUCCUGUCCCUGUGUGGCGUGGUACAUUGUGUGUUCAGGAACAUUGGUGGGAAAACACAGCAACUUCCUGCAAUGCCAGAGGCUAGGAGACUGCGUUAUAAGGGAAUAAUCUUCAGGUUCAAGUUUUUGAUGCUGGUAACACUAGCAUGUGCAGCCAUGACUGUCAUCUUCUUCAUCCUAAAUCAACUUUAUUUAUUUUUCACCAGGUCAGUGAAGGUCACUGGCACUGGGGAGACUAUACUCUCCAAGUCCACAGUGCUUUUCUUACAGGGAUCUACGGCAUGUGGAACCUGUAUGUUUUCAGCAUUAUCUUCCUCUAUGCCCCCUCCCACAAGCACAACAAAAACAAGUCAGGAGACAGUCAACAAACAGAUACGCUGGAGAAGCCAGAAAGCCAAGAGAGCCGGCUGACAUGUGGAGAGCAGGGGCCAACAGAGACCUACAGGAUCACUGGGAAGGUGGCUGAGGAGUAACUGCCAGGCUCAGUGUAGUUUAGAAAACAUGUUUUUUUGUGUUAUUUCAUUAUAAUAGCUCUACUGUGUUUAACCCAUGCAGACUUUCUAGAAUAAUGUGUGACAUGACACAAAACAUAGAUAAUAGGGAACAGUGAAAGUUAUAGGGAGGUGCUGUAAGUCAGUAGAUCCUCCUAAAUGAUAUACACUCUACCUUUAAUACAUCAAAUAAUUGAGAGGGUAUUUAUUAUCAUUCUCAGAUCCUAGUCUUUAUUUUCCCUGUAAUCAGUAUGUUAUAUGAUUAUUGAUAUCAUAUUGUACAUUUUCUGGGAAGUUAUUAGGAAUCUGAGAUGGGAAUGUUUGUUUUUGGCUAAACCAUUGGAUUGAUAAUAUAAAAGCACUUUAUCACACUUAUGCAAAGUACUGUAAAUUGAAUACUGUCUCUAACCUGUCAUGCUUAUUGAUUGCUGGAACACCCAGAGAUAUAAAGAGAUAGAUACUUCAAUAUAAAUAAUAUGGACACAUUUCUGGCAGAAAAAAAAAUUCUCUUAUGGUGUGCUUAUUAAACUAAAUUAGUGUCACAGUGUCAGAGGGCAACCCUCGCAGUAGCCAGAAGGCCGAAUCAGUGAAUCUUA
Dicentrarchus labrax (European seabass) is the source of this 2351-nucleotide messenger RNA. RefSeq names its product protein wntless homolog. Gene Ontology annotation, cellular component: endomembrane system; organelle membrane. The transcript has 12 exons. NCBI's taxonomy places the organism in Eukaryota, Metazoa, Chordata, Actinopteri, Moronidae. Gene Ontology annotation, molecular function: Wnt-protein binding. The coding region runs from base 89 to 1675 and encodes 528 amino acids. Gene Ontology annotation, biological process: intracellular protein transport; Wnt signaling pathway; Wnt protein secretion. The record is from RefSeq and is a predicted model, not a curated record.